AUGGUUAAAACUUGCAUUCUCUUUCAUGUCUUGAUCUUGGUCUUGUUUUUAACCGUACAAGCCUCAUCGAUCAAUGAUAAAACAUCAUCGUCCAAGUUUUACAAACGUUUUUUGGGCUCCAAAAGAGGCGACACAGUCGAAGGACUUGAACAAGUAAGGAAGUACCUUUCCAAAUAUGGUUAUAUUGGUCCCUCCAUGGAUGGUCGUUACCAAAGGAGUCUCCACACAUUUAAUGACUCAAAUGUUUUUGAUCACGACUUGAAAAAAGGUAUCAAGAAGUUUCAACUCUUCUUUAAAUUAAAUGUUUCUGGAAUUUUAGAUAAGGAGACAUUGUCAAUAAUGGUGAAGCCUCGGUGUAAAUUUCCUGAUUUUGUCAAUGGAACUCCCAUCAAGCACGGGAUGAAGUUAGUUUGGAACCCCAUUAACAGUUCUUACUACGCAUUUCUACAAACAAAGUGGCCCAAGUCCAAGUACAAGCUAACAUGGCUUGCACAUUCCACAACGAGGUCAGACGCUAUUGAGCCCCUUUCUUUGGCAUUUAAGAGUUGGCAAGAUGACUCCGUGUUUAAUUUUAAGAGAGCUUCUUCAUUUAGCUCUGCGGAUGUGAAAAUAACGUUUUAUAGUGGCGACCCCUUCGAAGAGAAGGAACUAGCUAACUCAUAUCCUCCGCCUUCGGGGAAGCUCGAUUUCAACGCAGACAUUCCUUGGGCGAUCCAGUCACAACCUCAUGCAAUGGACAUUGAAUCAGUUGCUGUGCAUGAGAUAGGACACAUCCUUGGUCUUGCCCACAGUGAGGAUAUAGAUGCCAUAAUGUGGCCAUAUUUAGACUGGGGCGUGGUAAAAAGAGUCUUGAAUUUUGAUGACAUCCUUGGAAUUACCAUGUUGUAUAAUUAA
This is a messenger RNA of Impatiens glandulifera, 894 nucleotides long. RefSeq names its product metalloendoproteinase 2-MMP-like. Gene Ontology annotation, cellular component: extracellular matrix. NCBI's taxonomy places the organism in Eukaryota, Viridiplantae, Streptophyta, Magnoliopsida, Ericales, Balsaminaceae. Gene Ontology annotation, molecular function: metalloendopeptidase activity; zinc ion binding. The transcript has a single exon. Gene Ontology annotation, biological process: proteolysis; extracellular matrix organization; collagen catabolic process. The record is from RefSeq and is a predicted model, not a curated record. Bases 1 to 894 code for a protein of 297 amino acids.